AUGACAAUGAACCUUAGAAUUCAAGCAUUCUUCUACAUGUUUUUAUUGGUUAUACUACUAAACAUUGAUGGAAAUGAUUCAUUAUCUAAUGAAGGAAAUAUAACUGAGUCUUUGUCAGUUACUGAAGUAUCAGAAACCACCAUUCAAUCAAAUGAUUCAACAGAACCUGAUAAUACUGAUGCUACUGCUACUGUUACUGCUGCUAAUGCUACUGUUACUGCUGCUACUGCUACUGUUACUACUACUGCUGCCGGUGAUGAUGACGAUGAUGAUGCUGAUGAUGAUGAUGAUGAUGACGAUGUUGUGAAGCCUAAAACCCUUCAAAAACUGAUCAAACCAAAAAAGAUAUCUAAACUUGGUGAAUCCGAAGACACUAUACCACCAAAGUAUAGAUCUGCCAAGAAAUCUGAUUACAACAAGAUAAGAAACAAGAAAAAGUAA
Messenger RNA from Schistosoma bovis, 441 nucleotides. NCBI's taxonomy places the organism in Eukaryota, Metazoa, Platyhelminthes, Trematoda, Strigeidida, Schistosomatidae. The record is from the annotation of a GenBank genome assembly.